UGAGUAUGUCUAACUUUGGGUCCAUCCUACGAGCAACUGUUUUUUGCCAUUUUAUCGCAAAGCGCUAGAGUAGUUCAAAUGUGCCUGUAGUAGUUCUUAAGAUACAAAUUUAAUCUAACCUAAAACCAAUACAUUUGUCAGGUCAGUUUAUUUAUUCUCAAAGUCAUCGAUUACACUUUACAGUAACAAAUCUACCUCCCAGCUGUUCAUAGUUAUCCAAAAUGAACGAAACUACUGAAAUUCGAGAACAUGUGUUACAACUUAUGAAGCAAAAAGAUGACAUUGAAAACACCAUCAAGGAAUUAACAGAAAUUCUUACUAAAAACGGAGUUGGAAUGAAUGAUCCCUUAGUAGAUCAAGAUGGAUUUCCAAUUUCUAGUAUCGACAUUUAUCAAGUGAGGCACGCAAGGCAUAGAAUUAUUUGUUUGCAGAAUGACCACAAAUCAUUAAUGAAACAAAUAGAAAAUGGUUUACACGGCUAUUAUAGCAGUUCCACACACUUACCGGCAAAUAACAGUUUGCGUGAAGAGCAAGCAAGUCACGUGGGGAACAGUGUAACUAACAAGACACCUUUUGCAAAGGUUACGAUUGUAAGCCCUGGAUCACCUGCGGAAAUUGCUGGAAUUCAGGUUAAUGAUCUGAUAGUCGAAUUUGGAUCUGUAAAUUUUUCAAAUUUUAACAACAUUGUUGAUAUUGCAAAUGUUGUUCAACACUCAGAAGGGCAGCAAUUAUAUGUUAAACUUCAGCGGGGUGACAGGUAUAUUACAACGUAUUUGAUACCGAAGAAAUGGACAGGAAAAGGUUUGCUUGGUUGUAAUAUUGUCGCAUUGUAAUUCUUGAUGAUAAUUAAUUGAUAUUGUGAUUUUGGGCUUUGAAUUUUACAAUAAAGUAACAAAAAUUAA
Photinus pyralis (common eastern firefly) is the source of this 902-nucleotide messenger RNA. RefSeq names its product 26S proteasome non-ATPase regulatory subunit 9. Gene Ontology annotation, cellular component: nucleus; cytoplasm. Gene Ontology annotation, molecular function: protein binding. Gene Ontology annotation, biological process: proteasome regulatory particle assembly. Lineage: Eukaryota; Metazoa; Arthropoda; Insecta; Coleoptera; Lampyridae. The transcript is spliced from 3 exons. Bases 222 to 833 code for a protein of 203 amino acids. The record is from RefSeq and is a predicted model, not a curated record.